Molecule: messenger RNA, 1847 nt
Organism: Leptidea sinapis
Lineage: Eukaryota; Metazoa; Arthropoda; Insecta; Lepidoptera; Pieridae
Product: luciferin 4-monooxygenase-like
Exons: 11
Coding region: 77-1642 (521 amino acids)
Biological process (GO): long-chain fatty acid metabolic process; fatty-acyl-CoA biosynthetic process
Molecular function (GO): long-chain fatty acid-CoA ligase activity
Source: RefSeq, a predicted model, not a curated record
UUUUAUCUCUGUUGUACAACAAGUCUCGUAACUGCAGUUUGUGAUCAUACACGAAUCAGACCGGUCAUCCAAAAAGAUGGCGGAGUUCGAUGUAAGACCCGAUAAUCACCUCGGUCACAUAAUUUUGGAAUCGAUGCGAAAAUAUUCUGAUUACAUACACCAGAUAGAUGCAGCUACAGGUGAAGAAGAAACAUAUGCAUCAGUUCUGGAUCGAUCUGUGAAGUUAGCAAGAUAUUUACGAAAUAGUGGCUUAUUACCUGGAGAUGUUCUGGCUAUUGGUGGACGGAAUCAUGUAGACUUAUACAUACCGUUCUACAGCGCGUUGUUUAAUGGACAUACGAUCAUUGGUGUUGAUCCUAAUUAUAAAAAUAGUGAAAUCAAAAAGCUAUUUGAAAUGACGUCGCCAAAAGUAAUAUUUUGUGAUGAGAGCAUGUAUGAGACGUACAAUGAAGUUUCUAUGGACUUAGGACUCGACACGAAGAUAGUUACGUUUGGAUGUAAUUUAGGAUCUAUGAGGCAGCUUUUAAGAGACUUCAACUGCAUAAAAGAAGACGAAUUUAAAGCUGCUGAAGUCGAUAUUGAAAAUGUUUACCCAUUUUUUAUUACGACAAGUGGUACUACAGGAAAUAUAAAAAUAGCCGCAUUCAAAUACAAAGCUCUGAUAGAAAAAAUGGUCUACUUCUCAAAAUCAUCGAAUAUAUCUCUACAUCAGAAAUAUUUGCAACUUUCUCCGAUAAACUGGGUUUCCUCGUUCUACCUUGCUACAGCCAAUCCGAUGAUGGGACAUUGUAAUAUACAGACAUCGCUUCCAGACAAUAUAGAGAUUAUUAUACACAUGAUUAACAAAUAUAAGCCAGUUCAAUGUCUAGUAGGCCCGUCAUUAAUGUCGGAUUUAUUGCAACACAAAGAUGAAGUAGACUUAAGCUGUUUCAAUGCAGUUUUCUUUACUGGAUCUAAAAUAUAUCCCGAUGUUAUGGAUAAAUUUCAGGCAUGUCUACGAAGAGGUGCAAUUGCGUUAGAAGCGUAUGGUCAGACGGAAACUAUAGGUCCUGUCAUCAUGUCGAUGCCAGGUAUGCCUCGGGGAAGUUGUGGAAAAGGCUUCCACAUGUAUUCUUUGAAAAUGCUAGAUACAGAAACAGGAGAUGAAAUUUCUGAAGUUGGUAAAGCCGGAGAGUUGUGUGCUAAGGGGCCAUCUUUUACGGAAUAUUGGAAUGACCCCGAGGAGACCGCGAAUCGUUUUACAUCAGAUGGAUAUGUCAGAACAGGAGAUCUGUUGUAUAGAGACGAAGCUGGAUUUUAUUACUUUGUUGAGAGGAUUAAAACACUUAUAAAAUGGAAAAACUUUCACGUGUUACCCUGUGAAGUGGAAGACCUUAUUCGCACUCAUACUGGUGUGGAUGAUGUAUGUGUACUUGGGAUAAAAGAUCCUGAAGAUGGUGAACUUCCAACAGCCUGUGUUAUUAGAAAAUAUGGAGCAAAUGUAACUGCUCUAGAUAUCAAGGAGCUUGUUGCGAGUAAAUUAUCAAAUCAAAAUCAGCUACGUGGUGGAGUACUAUUUCUGCAAGAAUUUCCGACCACAUCUACUAAGAAGAUAGCUCGAAAGAAACUACUGGAAAUUGUACUGAAUUCCAAAAGGGAAUAAAAUAAUAUGAGGGUAUUAGAAUGCAAAAUAUUAUAAAUGAAUGAUGAAUAAGAACCGUAUACAAACUUUAACCUAAAUUCAAGUUUGACAAUUAUAAUAUAAUAUAGGAAUUAAAUGACUUACCGCUUGUUGCAGAAAUUAUCCCUAAAGUUAAUGUGUUACUAUCGACCGUUUUCAAUAGCCUAUCUACCCUUAGUUUAACUAA